GAAGUUGCUGCAAAGUGCUGAACACGGUUCUCUUCAGCGUCUUCACCCUCAAGAGGUGCCAUGGGUGCCUCUGUGUGUCAUGGAGAUUCCUUUUGUGGUCUUGGAGGAACGACGCAACAGAAUGAGAUGAGACCGAAAUCCUCGAGGAAAGACUUCUACGAGACCUCUGGCACCCCCAAGGUCUUUGGUGGCGCUGCUGGUGCUGACGGGGCAGAUGCGGUGCCCAGCUCUGUUCGAUUGAAGGACGGGCAACAGCACACUUCAGCUGCCACGUCGAACCUGGGCCUCAGCGUGGAGCCUGCGCGAGGCGCUCCCGACGCGGGUGCCGCUGAUUCACUGGCCGACGAUGGGGUCAUUGAGUCACUGGCCGCCAACUACUUCCUGCGGGAGGCGGCUGAGCUGCAGAGUAUCCAGCACUUCGGUGGAGGUCCUUUAGUGCGGGCCCGAAAGAGGCAUAUCUUCAAGACGGGCGCUGUGUACGAUGGGCAAUGGCUGGGCAAUGCUCGAGAUGGCUUUGGCCGACAAACCUGGCCGGACGGUGCAGAGUAUGUUGGAGAGUGGAAAAACAAUGUGGUGACGGGGAUGGGCUCCUUUGCUCAUGGUGAUGGAGAUCGAUAUGUGGGCCAGUGGAGGGACAACCUGGCCCACGGUUAUGGCACUUACGUUCACCAGAAUGGGACGGUCUAUCAAGGCCAAUUCCGCAACGACCUGCAGGAUGGCUUUGCGAUUGAGACCUGGCCCGACCAGUCGCAAUUCAUUGGGGAGUUCUCGCGUGGGAAGAAGAGUGGAAGUGGGGAGUACCGCUGGCCGGACGGAUCAAAGUAUCUGGGGCAGUGGUGCAUGAACAUGAUCGACGGUUGUGGCAUCUACACGGGUGUCGAUGGCAGGAAGUAUCGAGGUCGAUGGAUGGCCUCGACGAUGCAUGGCUGCGGGAGUUACCAAUGGGUCGAUGGCCGCUGCUACCAGGGGCAGUAUGUCAGAGACCAGAAGGACGGCUUUGGUGUUUUCACCUGGGCGGAUGGCCGCCGCUACGAAGGCUUCUGGUGCAAAGGCCGCCAGCAUGGCAUCGGUCGCUUGUGCAAUGCCCAAGGUAGCCAUCGCUUGGCCCAGUGGGACAAUGGCGAGCGGAAGACUUGGCUUGAAGAAGAGCAGAAUGACUCUGCACAGCGAUCUUUGCAUGUGACAGGGUAGCACCAGUUGCGGCAUGCGAACCACAGUCGACGGAGUUUGCAAAUCCCUGGGAGUGGGUGAAACGACCUCCUCCUCGUUUCACGAAGACUCAACAAAUGUCUUUGCUGAAUCUUCUGCGCAAACACUCCUGGUCCCACACGAGCCUUUGAACGAUCACUCUUCGA
This is a messenger RNA of Durusdinium trenchii, 1355 nucleotides long. The record is from the annotation of a GenBank genome assembly. Lineage: Eukaryota; Dinophyceae; Suessiales; Symbiodiniaceae.